AUGAGAUUACGGGAGACCAUCUCCAUCUACAUGACCACACUACUGAUCAUCGUGAUAAUACUGGUGCUGUCUUUCAACCCCAUUGCGCCCAGGCAGAGUCCCUUCCCCUAUCGAGUACCCUUGGAUCCUCAGGGACUGGCGAAGCUGGCCUGGAACAUCAGCUACUCCCAAGAAGCGGUGUACUUCUGCCUUAUGAUCAGGGAGCUGAAGUUUGGGAUGCUGUUUGGGAUGUCGGACCGAGGAGGCAUAGAGAAUGCAGACCUGGCCAUCCUGUGGAGUGAUGGCCGCAGCUCCUAUUUUGGGGAUGCCUGGACUGAUGAGCAGGCCCAGAUUCACUUGGACACGCAGCAGGAUUACCAGCUGAUUGAUGCUCACCAGUCUAACCAAGGAUUUUACCUCACCUUCAAGAGAAACUUCAACACCUGCGACAAAAGGGACUACAUCAUUGAGGGCGGCACGGUCCAUCUCCUGUAUGGAUUCCUUGAGCGGCCAGUUGCGUCCGUGGAAACCAUAAACCUGAGGUCAGUGGCCGGGGGCAUACAGAGGGUGCAGCUCCUGAAACCCGACAUCCAUACGCCUGCACUGCCCUCAGAUGUUAAGGUGUUGGAAGUCCUCGCCCCUAACGUAACAAUUCCUGACCAGGAAACAACCUACUGGUGCCACAUCAGUCACCUGCCCAGCAACUUUCCUGCACAUCACAUUGUCAUGUACGAGCCAGUGAUUUCAAAAGGAAAUGAAGCAAUUAUACAUCAUAUGGAGGUGUUCCAGUGCGCACCGCAGUUUGACCAGAUGCCUGCGUAUAAUGGGCCAUGCGACUCCAAGAUGAAACCUGCAAAGCUGAAUUACUGCAGGCAUGUGCUGGCGGCGUGGGCAAUGGGCGCUCAGGCAUUCUAUUACCCAAAAGAUGCUGGACUUCUCAUUGGUGGAGAAAACUCCUCAAAGUAUUUGCGACUGGAAGUGCAUUACCAUAAUCCUCUGAAACUCUCUGGGCGAUUGGACCGGUCUGGGAUUCGUCUGUUCUAUACACCCACCUUGAGGAAGUUCAAUGCAGGAAUCAUGGAACUGGGUCUGGUGUACACACCCAUCAUGGCAAUCCCUCCAGGCGAGACGAGCUUUGUGCUCAGUGGAUAUUGUACAGCAAAGUGUACUGAACAUACACUGCCUAAGUCUGGCAUCCGGAUCUUUGCCUCACAACUCCACACUCACCUUACUGGCACAAAGGUGAGAACUGUCCUCGUCCAGGAUGGGGUUGAGGUGGACAUUGUGAAUGCUGAUGGACAUUACAGCACUCACUUUCAGGAAAUUCGUAUGUUGCAGAAAGAGGUCACAGUGUUACCCGGGGAUGUUCUGAUAACUUCCUGCACGUACAAUACGGAGGACAGGAAUCAUGUGACCGUGGGAGGAUUUGGAAUCAACGAAGAAAUGUGUGUGAACUACGUGCACUAUUACCCCCAGACACAACUGGAGCUGUGUAAGAGUGCUGUGGACCUGAGUUACCUGCAGAAGUAUUUCAACUUCAUCAACAGGAUAGAAGAUGACGGGAUCUGUACCUGCCCCCAAGUACCUGUAACACAGCAGUUCAACGCUGUGACCUGGAGCCCUUUCAGUCGCCAAGUACUGAGGGCCUUGUAUGAUUCUGCUCCCAUCUCUAUGCAUUGCAACAAGUCUUCUGCUGUGCGUUUCCCGGGUGACUGGGAAAAGCAACCUCUCCCAGAAGUUACCAAGGUGCUGCCAGAAACUCCAGAUCACUGUCAGAGGAUGAGCCUCUUGGAGCCAGGAGAACCCACCGUCGUUGAUUUCAGCUCCGGGAAACCAGGACAGUGACGUGAGGCUCAGCCGUUCAUUGGUAGUUCGCAUCAGCGAUUGAUCGGGAGCAAAAUUAGGUGAAAGGUAUUCCUAACAGCCACACAAAACAGAUAAUUCCUCUCUAAUGUCUCAGCUGCAAGGGGCUUGUUUGUGUCUGU
Molecule: messenger RNA, 1964 nt
Organism: Mobula hypostoma (lesser devil ray)
Lineage: Eukaryota; Metazoa; Chordata; Chondrichthyes; Myliobatiformes; Myliobatidae
Gene: dbh
Product: dopamine beta-hydroxylase (dopamine beta-monooxygenase)
Exons: 12
Coding region: 1-1824 (607 amino acids)
Biological process (GO): octopamine biosynthetic process; dopamine catabolic process; norepinephrine biosynthetic process
Cellular component (GO): secretory granule membrane
Molecular function (GO): dopamine beta-monooxygenase activity; copper ion binding
Source: RefSeq, a predicted model, not a curated record